AUGGAUUCCAUAACCAAUAAUAGACGAUCCGUGGAAUUCAAUGCCCCAACUAAUGAUGCGCAAGAUCAAAAAUUUGAGCAAAAGCAAAAGCUUGUCGACAAAACAGCAUGUACAGACGAAAUGAAAAAAUUGCAUGCAGAGGAAAGCAAUAAAAAGGAGAAUAAUCUGAAACACACUGCGACUACCUCAUUAAAGGAGGAUCUACCUCAGCUUGAUGCCAUUACUGACGGGACGAUAGAGUCAUCGAAAAGAUCAAAAGAACUUACCAAAAAGUCUUCAGAUUCAAUUAAAAGGCCAAGAAAGAAGAGGAAAACUUUCAGCUGUGAGAUUUGCAGGAAAUUUAAAACCAGAUGUGAUUUUGAGCCCUUAGUUGGAAAGUGUCAUCGUUGUAACAUUCUUCAACUGAAUUGUUCUUUAACUGUGGAUCGCAAAAAUGAAAUUGCUAUCGCUAUGGAAAAUUCAUAUAAUACUUCAUCUACCUUCCACGUUGAUAAACCAAUGAUAAACAAGAUAGUGUUGAAGGAUAAUUCUAUUUCUAAAACAAAAUAUGUGCCAAAAUCAAUUGAGCAUAUUUCAAAGGCUGCUACUACUGCUACUAAUUUAGCCGAUGAAACGGCUGUUGCAAUCGAAGCAUCAAAAGUAGGAACGCCUUUGACAUCUAAGGCAUCACAAUUACCUCAAGAUACUAAAGUCCUACCUGUUAGAGAAUCUCAUUCAAUUAGUAAUGAAACGGCAUCAGCUUCUGAUACAUCCUUAUCUAAAAUAAAUCUCGCGUCAUCACCACAUAACACAAAUAUUCCAUCUAUUGAGAAAAGACUAAACCAUUUAGAAAAAAGCUUUUCAAAAUUACAUACAAAACUAGACGUUAUAAUAUCCAUUCUACAGGGCUCAGGGACUAACUCAAUAACUGGCUUCGGCCCGUCAUCAACUAUAAAUACGGGAAAUAGUGCACUGGAAAACAGUAAUGCUCGUAAUGCUUUUAACGUUGUCCCUUAUAAUUAUAGAAGAUUUUCUGCCACUAACUCAACUUUGAUACAGGAACAGAAUGCAGGUAAUGAAUUUUCUGUUGGUUUUGUUUCUAAAACUCCCAUAUGUGAUGGAAUUAAAUUAAAAGAACCGCCUUUGAAAUUAAUACGUGAUAUUAAUGAACGCUUAUUUCCUACUAGGGCAAUAUCCAAAAAGGACAAAAUUGCUCUACAACAAAGGCCAUUUGUUGUUGCAAGAAUUAAUUUCUUGAAUUUUUUUAAUAAAAAUAGGCAGUUAUGUAAAAUUUUGACGAAAGAAUUUUUAGUUAGGUCACAGUUUUGGAUUAUACCAACUAUUAAAGAAAUAACUGAUGAAUAUGCAAAUAAUCAUUUAUUUAUUACUAGUGUAUUCACAAUAAUUGCUAUGAGUUUCGAUGACGAAGAAAAAUACGGGCAAGAACAAGAAGAGCUAUAUCCAUUGGUUGAAAGGUUAUUAACCAAUACUCUAACCAUGUUUGAAAAACUAACAGAUGUCGAUAUAGAGGCUAUUCUAUAUUGUUCUAUGUUUCAUAUAUCAAGAAAAGCAAAGCGUCAUAGACAAUUAAGGUUUAAUUCUCUAGUAUUGACAAAUUUUGCAAUUCAGAGCUUAUUAAAUGUAGUUGACUUCCAUAAAAUUAGGGAGAGAGUAAUUAUACAUGAAGAAUAUAACAACAAGGACCUUUAUCAUCUAAGAAUUUUAAACGCCUUAACAGCAUGUAAUUUAGAGUAUUCAAUAAGCUAUGGUACGGUAUCAUCUCAAGAUGUAAUGGUUAAGGAAUUCAAUAAUCUUACAAUAAGAUUUCCACAAUCUACUCAUUCAGAUAAUAUUAAAGUAAGUGAAAUUAAUUUAAGUGAGACAGUUAAUUCGAUCUUUUUAGAUUUUAAAUCAUAUUUUAAAAAUUUUAAGAUGAGCUAUUAUAGAAGCAUUAAUGAAAGCAAUGAUCAAUCUCCAAAAGAUGAAGCUAUCACUUUUAUUGAACUAGAAUAUUGGUUACAGAAUUGGGAUGAUUUAUUAUCCAAAAAGGGUACUGGCAUCUUGCUGUAUAUGUAUGAUUUUUACUAUGUGAUGAUCUGUAGAUCAUUUAUCUCUGAAUUUUUACCGGAAUUACAAGAGAUAUCAAAUUUAUUGAAAUAUACAAUAUAUACAAUGAAGAGUCAUUCAUUUUCAUUGCUAAAUGGAUUCUUAAGAUUAGCACCGCAUAUAAUAAAAGGUUCACCGAUAUUUACAACCCACCAAUUAGUUUAUGCAUGUUUAACAUUGUGUGACUUUCUACAUUGGUUUGAUUUAUCUGAAAGACAGCACGUAUUGAAUAUGUGUACACGUGUUUAUUGGCACUUGAACACAAUUGGUGAGAAAAAAAACGAAGCAACUGAUAAUGUCGGUACAAUUAUCAAAUCUAUUAUUGAUACGAGUAAACGGAGGGUCAGUUUAAUUAACUUCCCAGUUCCUCCUCUACCCCCAUCGGUUCAAGGGCAAUAUAGCAGUUCUAAAUCUAAUACAGCAGUGAUAUCUUCUUCGGCAAUAGCCGUUUAUAAUAAGGAUAAGAAUGGAAGUGAGUCACCAGACAGUGUUCAUUCGCAUGCCAGUACAGCAGAGGUGAAUGCGGGAAAUAUAGUGUUCCCAGAUGUUGAUCAGUUUAAUUCAUUCGAAGAUUUCUUCCAAGAUUUUUUUGAUCAUUUAAAACCAACUGCUCAGAGAAUUUUCUCAGGAGCCCAACCUAGAAACCCACAUCAUUCAAUCUCACGUUCUAAAUGA
This is a messenger RNA of Henningerozyma blattae CBS 6284, 2760 nucleotides long. It is a transcript of the gene URC2, whose product is annotated as Urc2p. The coding region runs from base 1 to 2760 and encodes 919 amino acids. Gene Ontology annotation, molecular function: DNA-binding transcription factor activity, RNA polymerase II-specific; zinc ion binding. Gene Ontology annotation, cellular component: nucleus. The record is from RefSeq and is a predicted model, not a curated record. NCBI's taxonomy places the organism in Eukaryota, Fungi, Ascomycota, Saccharomycetes, Saccharomycetales, Saccharomycetaceae. The transcript has a single exon.